Molecule: messenger RNA, 3805 nt
Organism: Crotalus tigris (Tiger rattlesnake)
Lineage: Eukaryota; Metazoa; Chordata; Lepidosauria; Squamata; Viperidae
Gene: IGSF11
Product: immunoglobulin superfamily member 11
Exons: 7
Coding region: 225-1538 (437 amino acids)
Biological process (GO): homophilic cell-cell adhesion
Cellular component (GO): cell-cell junction
Molecular function (GO): ionotropic glutamate receptor binding
Source: RefSeq, a predicted model, not a curated record
AGGCAGUGCGAACGGUUGGUCCCGGGACAGCAGCAGCUGCUGCAGCAGGAGGAGCCGGAGCGGCUCGCUGCUGCAGCGGGAGCCGCCCCGGCUCGGAGCUCUGCCUGUCCGGGUUGCGGAGAUAACACCUGGCGCCCCUCAAGUACGGGUGGCUUCGGUAGGAUUUCGGCGGCCAGAAGGACGCGUCGCCGCGGCUGCCCACACAGCUCCUCUCCGCGCCCGGCAUGACUUGCAAGGGUUCAUCGAGCUGGGCACUGUGGGUGGCCCCGUUUGUUACGCUGCUGUCUCUGCGAGGUCUAGUGAGUCCCUUGGAGGUCUUCAUGAAUACCAGGAGUGUUGAAGUUGCUCGGGGUCAGACGGCCAUCCUGCCCUGUACUUUCACCACUAGUGCUGCACUCACUAACCUUAAUGUCAUCUGGAUGGUCACGCCUCUUUCCAAUGCCAACCAACCUGAACAGGUUAUUCUUUACCAGGGUGGUCAGAUUAUUGAUGGUGCAGCCCAGUUUCAUGGGCGAGUGGGGUUUGCAAAAACAAUGCCAACCACCAGUGCCUCCAUCUUCAUCAACAAUACCAAGCUCUCAGAUACGGGAACUUACCAGUGUUUGGUGAAUAAUCUACCAGAUCGAGGAGGACGGAAUAUUGGAGUCAUUGGGCUCAAUGUCUUGGUUCCUCCAUCUGCCCCUGACUGCAGAAUUCAGGGUUCUUUGAAUAUUGGUAGUGACAUCACUCUGAGUUGUAAUUCAGAAGAAGGCAUCCCUCGGCCAACUUACAGCUGGGAAAGGAUGGAUAAUGUUCCCAAGCUGCCUCCAACAUCCAUACAAGAUCUAGUUCAGGGUACUCUUUUUCUGCGCAAUAUUAGCUCUUUGUCAUCAGGACGUUACCAAUGUAUGGCAUCCAAUGUCAUUGGAAGCAGCACCUGUUCUCUUGAAGUUCAAGUGAUUACACCUAACCCUCGGAAUAUUGGUCUGAUUGCUGGAGUUGCAGCAGCAGGGGCAGUUGUGCUUAUUGUCUGCAUUGUCUUGGUGGCCGUUACACUAUUUUAUUGGAAAAACAAACACAAGGAGGAAGAGGAGGAGGAGAUUCCCAAUGAGAUCAGGGAGGAUGAUUUGCCACCCAAAUGUUCUUCAUCCACAAAAGCCUUCCAUGGUGAUGCUUCCUCAUCUGAAAAUGACACUCUCACCUCCUCCAAUACCUACAACAGCCGAUACUGGAAUGACCCCAAAGCAAACCAUGCUACAGACUCUUUCACUCACCUCAACAGUGACGCACGGCAGGCCUUCUCUCGUUCUGGAAGCACCAAUGCCCGUUCUAUAUAUGCUAAUGGAGGUCAUCCAGCACCCCCUCCACCGAAGACAUUGGUAGUGACAACCAAUACAGCUCCAUCUCCACAGGAGAUGGCCAGGAGUAAUGGAUCAGUGAGUCGGAAACCACGACCCCAACACACAUGGUCCUAUGCUGUAAGCCAAGCAACACUGGAGAGGAUAGGUGCUGUGCCUGUAAUGGUACCAGCACAGAGCCGAGCGGGCUCUUUGGUGUAAAAAAUGGUUGUGGUUCUGCGAAUUUGUUACAGUAAGUGGGAGUGAAGAUGGGCCCAAUAAGAGACUCUCCUCUUCCUCCCUGAAAUGGAGGGGAAGAUCUGUGUUCUUCCCUUACCCCAAUCAACUGAACCUAACUGAUGUGAUGAUCCCUCCUUUAUUACCCCACCCUCGUGAUCUCAGGGGCUCCUCAGCUAUGGCUGUAUGUGCCAAGGUCAAAAGGAGACCAUUUAAGGCAUCAGGGGAAGGAGACCAUACUUGCUUUCUAAGGUCUGCUAUAUGAAAUUUCUAUUAGUAUGGUAAACCAGAUGGAAUUUAUAAAGUCCAGAGGUCAGUAGAUCAGAUCAGCUGCCUUGGCGUUAGCCCAUUGCUGCUUGGCUCAAAACAGACAAUGGUGAGGGGGAACUGGUGACAUUCUGUCUGUGACUACUGAUCUCAGAGGAAAAAAGCAGAGGAAAAAAAUAAGCUGGGGCAAAAGAAGUGGGGAGGGAGGACAAUUGACUUGAGAGUUCUAUUUUAUUUAAUUCUUUUUCUGGAGUUCUUUAUUCUUCCUCCCUUCUCCUGCUUUAUGUCAUUCUCCAAAUUGGAUUUUUCUCUCUCUUGCACUAGUUUUCUGGAUGCUUCUCACAUCCCUUGUCACCUCCAUGGCAACUCUGGUCACUUUGGCCUUGUUCCCUAAUGGGCUGCUUGGCAUCUGAUUGGCCUGCUGCUGCUGUUGUUGCUGUUGUUUGGCUGUUGUUGAGGGAUUUGGGGAGGGCAUGGUAUGGGGUGGAAAGCUAAAGCCUCCAUUGCUUAACUGAACUGGCUGUGUAUUUUCUAGGGUGUGUGGCUGGCAUUUCUCAAAAGAGCUAGAUUUCCAAAGCUUUUGGCAUCUGCAUGGCAUGUCCCCAUAUAUGGCUGUGUGGGGCUGGCCUGCAUGGUCAGGUUGAUAGUUGACCAUUCACACAUUCAAAGCAUCCAUUUUAAUCCUUCCUUUACAGGAUAUCUUGGACAUUAUACUAGGGAAGGGAAGGAAAGGAAAGGAAAGGAAAGGGAAGGAAGGAAGGAAGGAAGGAAGGAAGGAAGGAAGGAAGGAAGGAAGGAAGGAAGGAAGGAAAGGAAGGAAGGAAGGAAGGAAGGAAGGAAUAGGGGGAGGAAUAAAGCAAGGAAUUUAAGAGCAGCAGAAAGAUAGACAAUGGCUACCCCGCCCCUCCUUUCUCUUUUCUUGAAGGGUGGUCUGCUCUAAAUGGUAGCCCAUGGUGACAGUUUUCACUCUUGUAAUUUCAUUAGCCUUAAUUGAAAAACAACAAUGGAGAAUUCGAAAAGAAAGGAAAGUGAGGGUCUUCCAUGCUUCAUAGGGAGCUUGGGAUUGGGUGGGAAGGGAAUACAUUUCUGAAUACCUCGAGGAGGCUCAGCCAGGGAGGCCUCACUGAGCCCUGCUGUCCGCACCUGCCUCAUUGAUCACUGACACACUGGUCUUAAAUAAACUUCCUUUGGAAGUUCCUAACAGGAUUUCCUUCUCUGCACUGACAAAAUAUAUCCUUCUGAUCAAAGCCUGGAAUUAGGUAGACCUUCUUCCACUGGCUCUCUUCCACGUUCCAAACUGCACUGGAAAUGAGGUUCCAAGAGAAUCUCCACUGCUCUUUCACUUCCCAUUCUGCUUCACUUAACUUCAUUGUUUUCCUUUCCAAAUGGGUGUUAAGGCCAUUAGGAGAGCUCUCUUCAUAGGCCAUAUACCAUCUAUGUGACGGCCAUCGUCAAGAGAACCCUCUGGGUUGAACUAGGUUUAAAGCUUAGCUGUGCCUUUUUUGCUUGUUUUUUUAACACCUCUCCUUCUCAUUUAUUUUUCUUCUCUCCCCCCCAACCCCAAAAUACUGCUAAUGGACUUGCUCCAUCAGUUUCAGAGCACACCAGGAAGACAGAUGGCUGCUGUAUUUAUACAUAUUUCCUAGGGAGCAGUAUCUCUCCUCCCCUAUUCACUGCCGGUUUCUCCUUUUAUUAUUUGGAAGUUGUGUGAUGGCAUUAGGGAGUGCUGGAGUGGUGAUAGCUUAGAAGAAAGAAGAAUGGCUUUUUUUAAGGUAGUGAAAACAAAAAUGCUACAUAAACACGUUUUCUCCCUCUCUGCUUUUCUAACAAUGGGAAACACAAGACAUUUUCAAGAGAUGCUGCUUACAGCAGCCAACGACUAGUGCUCAGAAAGCUCUUCCUGGUUCUACUGUUCCCUCUCCUCUUUCUUUCUUCUUUCUAAUUGUCUAAAAAAUAAUAAAACUUUUAUUCAUAUAAAAGAGGAA